Phoenix dactylifera (date palm) is the source of this 2063-nucleotide messenger RNA. The record is from RefSeq and is a predicted model, not a curated record. Lineage: Eukaryota; Viridiplantae; Streptophyta; Magnoliopsida; Arecales; Arecaceae.
UGCCGGUACACACACGGAAGAAAAAAAAAGGAAUAAUAAUUGAAAACUAGUCAAUGUAGGGAAUACUUCUUCAUGUCUUCCGUCCAUAUUAUAUCAUUAUUUUUAUCAUUUCCACCACCCUAUUCUAAGUACUCUUCCGCCUUUAACAUUGGCCAUUGUUCCCAGAGUCUUCCCUCUUCUUCACCUAUUCAUCCACAUCCGUCAAUCUAGCCAAAUGGUAGUGUAGAGAGAGAAAGGGGGGAAGGGGGAAUAUGGGGAGAGAGAAGGAGAAGAAGGUGGUGGAGAUCUGUGAAGAUGAGGAGAAGAGCGAGAAGAGUACUGAGAGAAGCGUGGGGAGCUGCCGGUCUCCAAGCCGGAAGAAGCCAGCACCAGCCCUGGACCUCAACGAGGAUGUGGUGGCCGAGGGGAGCGAGGAGGGGGAGAUGGAGGGAGGUGGUGAUGAGGAGGAUGAUGGGGGGAGCACGACGGAGGUCGCGGGAGGAGGGAGCUCCAGCAACAACAGCAGUACUAACAAUUGCAGCGACAAGGAUAAGGAGAAUAGUGGUGCAGCCGGAGGGAGCGGCGAGCGAGUGCCCGCCGUGAGGCAGUAUAUCCGCUCCAAAAUGCCAAGGCUUCGGUGGACACCUGAUCUCCACCUAUCCUUCAUCCGCGCCGUGGAGCGGCUCGGCGGGCAAGAGAGAGCAACUCCAAAGUUGGUUCUUCAGAUGAUGAAUGUGAGGGGACUCAGUAUUGCCCAUGUAAAGAGCCACUUGCAGAUGUACCGAAGCAAGAAGCUAGAUGAUACUGGGCGAGAAAAGUCAGCCAUCUCUUCAGUAAUUUCACCGAUGGACAUGCAUCUGAGAGGAGGAGGUCGCCUUCAUGAGAUGUUCUACCAAAGAACUGGUGCACACCAGUCCUUUAGAAUGGAGAGUGGAGGCUUCUUCCCAUCCAGGGGCAUCCAUGACGAUGACCGGCUUUACGGCCUUCUUCAUCGCCUGCAGCCCCAACAGUUGUCUGAUCUCAGGAGCUGCAACUUUGGGCAUCAAGAAUGGGCUUUCAACCAGCAAGUGUUAGCGAGAGCUAGCUCCAUGAAGAAUCACAGUCCAGCAAAGGGUUUGAUACAUGAUAUGAUCUUUGGGAAGGAUGGGAAGCCGUCCACAUCUCAUCGGUUUGACGAGAGGGACACCAUUACUGGAAACGGGAACACGAGACCCUCACACGAAUACCUUGAGGAAAGAACGUGGCUUCCUCGGGAAAUGGUGGGUAACCAAAGACUCGAAUGCAAUGGGCUCGGAAGCUUUAGCUUGAUCAGUAGCAGCUCAAGUCCCCUUUCCAAGGCUGUAACUACGAACCCAAUCUCCACUGAUUCUUCUUUGGGAUGGAAGGGGAGCAGCAAUUACUACUAUAACAACAACAAGAAGACCCAGCCUAACUCUCAUGAUCCAGUUGUCAUCAAUGACAGCCUCGAGCCUCGAUUUGAAAACCAAUUCCAACUUGCGCUGCAGAAGCAUCGGGUGGGUAAGCCCAUGACCAAAUUUGAAGAGAUGUUCGCAAAGAGAGAGACCCAUGACGCAGAGGUGAAGAGGAUGAGAAUGACGAUGGAGAGCGAUUGGACUCCCAACUUGCAGUUAAGCUUGAGACCAAAUUUUGCAAAUGAUGAGGGUACUAGCAAGAAGGGCAUCGAAGCUGACGAGCAAGUCGAUAGCAUGCUCUCACUUUCACUUUCUUCCCCUAUUUCCAUGCAACAAGAAGAAACCGCCAAGCCUGGAAUCCUGUUCCUACAAAAAAUUAGCAGCAACAAGGCCGCUCGGGGGCUGAGUACUUUAGAUCUGACCAUGUCGAUUAAGGCAUUGGAGUGAGAUCUUUCAAGUACUUGUCUCAAGGCCUUUUAAUAUUCAUAGUUAUGCUGCCUACGAAUAAGGUUUAGCUCAUGAUUCCUUCAAGUCUUGAAUUUUUGGUAAUGGUAGCUCUGGAUUCUACGUGUUCGAGUGCUAUGAUAUCUGAAAUUGAUUUGCUGUCAUCUGGAUUAUUGGGGAAACCAUUUAAGAUAUCGAUAAACAUAGUGAGUUAGUCUUGUUCUUGCA